CCUGUCAGACCUCUCCUGCGCCUCUCUUUGUGUUCCCCGGACAGAACAUCCUGCGAACUACGCCUCCAGGCGCCCUCCUGUCGGUUCUGCCAUCUCCGUUGCGAUUGAUCCGUUGUACAGAAUUUCUGAAACCAGGCUUUAUCUAGCGCCUGGACCCACGCCUGCCAGAUUUGCAUUUCAUAGACGUCUGCGAGACAUACCAUUUCCAUUGAGAAGUCGAUUGACACAAUGGCCGAAUCCGCCCCACCUCCGAGAGAUGUCAACAACCACAUUCUCUUCGAGAUCGCCACCGAAGUCGCGAAUCGAGUCGGCGGUAUCUAUUCGGUGCUGAAGUCGAAGGCUCAGGUGACCACGGCAGAAUAUGGGUCCGCAUACACCUUGCUUGGCCCUCUCAACAGGAAAUCGGCCGCCGUCGAAGUGGAAGAACUGGAGCCCAAGGACCCUGCCCUUGUCAAGACGAUCAAGUCCAUGAACGACCGAGGCAUACAGACCAUGUACGGCCGCUGGCUGAUCGAUGGAGCGCCGCGAGUCCUGCUGUUCGAUACCAGCACCGCAUACGGAUGGCUCGACGAGUGGAAGGGCGAUUUGUGGUCCGUGGCUGGCAUACCAUCUCCGCCUAAUGAUGCUGAGACGAACGAGGCAAUCGUGUUUGGCUACUUGAUUGCUUGGUUCUUGGGAGAGUUUGUCUUCCACGAGACAAGACGCGCCGUCAUUGCCCACUUCCACGAGUGGCUUGCCGGUGUUGCUCUGCCUCUCUGCAAGAAGCGACAGAUUGACGUCACCACCAUCUUCACCACGCACGCCACCCUUCUCGGUCGCUAUCUUUGUGCCGGCUCGGUCGAUUUCUACAACAACCUGCAAAACUUUGAUGUAGAUGCCGAGGCUGGGAAACGUGGUAUCUACCACCGGUACUGCAUUGAACGUGGCGCGGCGCAUUCGGCCGAUGUUUUCACAACCGUGUCCCACAUCACCGCAUACGAGAGCGAACACCUGUUGAAGCGUAAGCCAGACGGAGUGUUGCCCAAUGGCCUCAACGUGAAGAAAUUCUCGGCUACCCACGAGUUCCAGAAUCUGCACCAGCAAGCCAAGCUGAAGAUUCAGGACUUUGUACGAGGUCACUUCUAUGGCCACAACGACUUUGAUCCCGAGAAGACUCUCUUCUUCUUCACCGCUGGUCGCUAUGAAUACCGGAAUAAGGGUGUGGAUAUGUUCAUUGAGUCACUGGCACGACUGAACCAUAAGAUGAAGAGCGCGGGAUCGGAUAUGACUGUGGUUGCAUUCAUCAUCUUGCCAGCACAGACGCAGUCACUCACCGUGGAAGCGCUGAAGGGACAGGCGGUGAUAAAAUCGCUGCACGACACCAUCAACGUCAUUGCCGGAAACAUAGCCAAGAAACUCUUCGAGAAGUCGGUUAGCUGGCACGAGGGACAGGACUCUCCUGAAAAUAUGGAGCUCUUGUCGAGUACUGACAAGAUUAUGCUCCGCCGCCGGUUGUUCGCAAUGAAGAGGGGAAAUCUGCCUCCCAUCGUCACUCAUAACAUGGUCAACGACCACGACGAUCCUGUCCUGAACCAGAUCCGACGCUGCCAGCUCUUCAACAACUCCUCGGACCGAGUCAAGAUCGUCUUCCAUCCCGAGUUCCUGAACUCUGCCAACCCCGUUCUGCCCAUUGAUUACGAUGACUUCGUCCGCGGAACUCAUCUCGGUGUCUUUCCCUCCUAUUACGAGCCUUGGGGCUACACUCCUGCCGAAUGCACCGUUAUGGGUGUUCCCAGCAUCACGACCAAUCUUUCCGGGUUUGGAUGCUACAUGGAAGAGCUGAUUGAGAAUGCUUCUGACUACGGCAUCUACAUCGUCGAUCGGCGCAUGAAGGGCGUGGAUGAGUCGGUGAACCAGUUGUGUGACUACAUGUUCGACUUCACCAAGAAGAGCAAGCGCCAACGCAUCAACCAGCGCAACCGGACUGAGCGCCUGAGCGACCUGUUGGAUUGGAAGCGUAUGGGCAUGGAGUACGUCAAGGCCCGGCAGUUGGCCCUUCGACGGGCCUAUCCGGCUGCGUAUGAGGAGGAGGAGGAGCCGGCGUUCUUCGGCUCCCACGAGGUCAAGAUUUCGCGGCCGCUGUCUGAGCCUGGAUCACCUCGUGACAGAUCCGGUAUGAUGACUCCUGGGGACUUCGCGUCACUGCAAGAAGGACGCGAGGGCCUGAGCACGGAGGACUACAUUGCGUGGAAGCUUCCUGAACCUGAAGAGGAUGAGGAGGACCACUUCCCUGUCCGCCUGAACAUCCGGACCAAGAAGAACGAAUCUGGUGCUGUGUCGCCCCGCAUCAAUGGCACUGCUGAGCCUGUGAGGGAGGCGACGGAGGCUGCGUAGUCUGAAAAUCGAUGCUGUUUCGAGCAUCUGAAAUCGUACCUACUGCAUUGGCGAGCGGUUGCAUGUCGGUGACAUCCGUUCCUCUCAAGUUGUGUAUAAGCGUGUAAUGGAUUAGUUUUGGAGUCUAUAGUUUGGUGGUGUUUCUCAAGCACAGGCGUUUGAGUGGCCUACAUAUAAUAGCUGAGUCCACUUCUCGAAAUCCGUUGUGGUGUGACGGAGUGAGAUACUUCGGUCAUCCCGAGCUAGUCUAAAUAUCGACUUUGGACGCUUUGGGAAAUAGGUAGAUAUGAUUGGGAAGUGUAGAUUGACUGUUUGAGGUGGAAGGAUGCAACAUUGCAAUGGCGUGACCACCCGGCAGUGCUUCCUUGAUAAACGGCAAA
Westerdykella ornata is the source of this 2753-nucleotide messenger RNA. Its product is annotated as glycogen synthase. NCBI's taxonomy places the organism in Eukaryota, Fungi, Ascomycota, Dothideomycetes, Pleosporales, Sporormiaceae. The transcript has 6 exons. Gene Ontology annotation, cellular component: cytoplasm. Gene Ontology annotation, biological process: glycogen biosynthetic process. The coding region runs from base 229 to 2373 and encodes 714 amino acids. Gene Ontology annotation, molecular function: alpha-1,4-glucan glucosyltransferase (UDP-glucose donor) activity. The record is from RefSeq and is a predicted model, not a curated record.